AUGGAAAAGUACGCAUUGAUAGAUGAAGACGGAAUCUUGUCGUGGGACGAAAUGACCACUGAUGAUGAUAGAGACCAAUCUCCUCAUAGACUUCCUCAUACCAUUUCACAAGCUUUACCACCAACUAAAGAUGACUUUUAUGCCAACCAUUGCCAACAAUAUAUCGACUUCACCAACGAUAACCCCACUACCUUCCAUGUGGCGGAAUAUUUCCAUAAUCUUCUUGUCUCAGAAGGAUUUGAGUACAUUUGUGAAACAUCCCCUAUCACUGAAGAAUUGGCCAGGUCCAUUGAUCAGGGAGGGAAAUUCUUCAUCUCCAGAGGUGACUUGACUUUGAUAGCAUUUGUGAUAGGUCCACAAUGGAGUGAAAAGGAAGGGUUGUCGUUAGUAGGUGCUCAUAUCGAUGUGUUAACAGCUAAAUUGAAACCUUCAUCUACCAGACCUAUAAUUGAUGGUUAUGAGACUUUAGGUGUAGCACCAUAUUCCGGUGCCAUGAGUAAAGUCUGGCUCGAUAGAGAUUUGGGUAUUGGUGGGUCUAUUCUCGUGAAAGAAGGAGGUAGAGUAGUGAGAAAGACCUAUAAAUCUCCCGGUCCUAUAGCUAAAGUCCCAUCCCUCGCUGAACAUUUCGGCUUAGGGGACAUUGACUAUAAUCCCGAGACCCAAAUGGUCCCCAUUGUAGGAUACGUCUCUGAAACAGAUGAACCAAUAGAUGAAGCCAUCUUGAAACAUCCAUUAAGUGAUGACCAUCUGCCCAAAUUGCUCAAUUAUAUAGUCAAAACUUCUGGAAUUGAUAUCGACGAUAUUGUUGACAUAGAACUAGAGCUUUAUGAUACUCAGCCAGCUACCGUAGGAGGAUUGAACGAUGAAUUUCUCAUGGCCCCUAGACUUGAUGAUAGAUUAUGUGGAUUUCUGGCCAUCUAUGGAUUGAUAGAGUACAGUAAAAACCCUAAGGACGAUGAUUUGAGUAUGGUUUUGUUAGCAGAUAACGAAGAAAUCGGUUCAGCUUCAAGAUCAGGAGCUAAAGGACAGUUCUUGACUUCCACUGUUGAAAGAAUCUUACAUGUGAAGAAGGGUUUGAAAUCCAUAGUAUUUGCUAAUUCUAUGCUUCUUUCUGUGGAUGUUACGCACUGUUUGAACCCUAACUUUAAGAACGUUUACUUGGAUAAUCAUUUCCCUGUUCCUAACACUGGGAUCUCGUGUAAAUUUGAUCCUAAUGCUCAUACCAUGACUGACAAGGUAGGGUUCAAUAUCAUGAAGCAAAUAGCGGAAAAGUAUAAUGGGAAAGUUCAGAGGUUCCAAAUAAGAAAUGAUGGUAGAUCAGGAGGAACUAUAGGACCAAUGUUAGCUACCGAGACUGGUAGUAGAGUUUUAGAUUGUGGAUUACCUAUUUUAUCAAUGCAUAGUAUUCGAGCAAUGUGUGGAUCUAAAGAACCAGGAAUUGGGAUUGAAUGUUUCCAGAAUUUCUUUCAGUUCUGGAAAGAGAUCCAUGCUUCAUACAAGGGACUUUAA
Molecule: messenger RNA, 1509 nt
Organism: Yamadazyma jaroonii
Lineage: Eukaryota; Fungi; Ascomycota; Pichiomycetes; Serinales; Debaryomycetaceae
Source: the annotation of a GenBank genome assembly